Molecule: messenger RNA, 2794 nt
Organism: Planococcus citri (citrus mealybug)
Lineage: Eukaryota; Metazoa; Arthropoda; Insecta; Hemiptera; Pseudococcidae
Product: dentin sialophosphoprotein
Exons: 10
Coding region: 35-2077 (680 amino acids)
Source: RefSeq, a predicted model, not a curated record
CCGUUAAAUGUUACCACACGCAAGCUGAAUCGUUAUGAUUUUGGAUUUGAUGUUUAUAUGGUUAAUUCUAGCUGUCAUUCUAUUCAUAAUGGUUUCAUCGAUCGUAGCUUGUUUGUGCGGAUGUUGUAGGAAACCGCAGAGGGACGAACUUAUGGGAUUAUCGGGUAAAGUCAAGAUCACAAAUCCGGAUAUUCUUCAAAAUAACAACGCUCCUUUGGCGUUAUCGAUUGCCAAGACGCCGUCGGAUGAUAAUAUCCCGUUAUCCAGUAUACCUUCGAGUAAUGCUUCGGCGAAAAGAACCUCUACUAUUGGGAGUAAUAGUCACGCUGGGACGGCGACCAGAAGUCUUCCAGAAAUACCCGUGGAUGCUGCCAAAGGUGGUGCAUCUGCGUUAUCAGUAGACAAUUCGAACGCGAGUAAUUUCGUUAAUUACGUCGGCGAUACGAAUUCUGAUUUGUACGCUACGUUGGAAGAACAUAAAAUUACUUCGUCUUCGUCGAAACCCAAACUUUCCGCUAAUAUGUUCGGAUCAUCGUCGCAAUCGAAUGGCACGGUAACUUACGAACAAAUCGACGAAAAUUCAACGUACAAUGAUAUCAAAGAACAUCCUUAUGCGCAAGUGGAAAAUGAUAUCGAUACCGAUAUACCAUCGACGUCCAGAAUGGACCACGAUACGGUUGAUGGUGCGGUGGUUGCUCGCGAAGAAACAAAUACGCCGGUUGAUAUUCCAGCUGCGAGUGCCAUCACUGGCAAUAUAGCAGCUAGUAACGAACUCCCCUAUAUGACUCCUCCUAUACAUAACAAUUUCAGCGGCGACUCUCAGGACUCCACCAAGGGUUACACGAGUAUUACGGUGAGAGAGCCGUUGGCUCGAAUCAGACCGCAAAACAAGCCAGCCAAUCAAGAUACCUCCGACUCUCAUUAUACAGUUUUGUCAGACGAUUCGGACGAAAUGUACGCAGCCAUUCAAGACGCUUACACAAGUGGCAGCGAAACGUACGCUCAAAUUCAACCCGUGGCCAACGCAUCAUCGGCGUACAACGCUUCAUCCAACGAGCCAGGUUCUCCUAAAACGGCCAACAUUACUCACAAAUUCGGUGAAGUGUCGAUUCACUCCAGGCAAGCUUCGACGUCGAGUAUCGCCAGUUCGUUGACAAAUCGUAAUAAUUCGCCGAAAGAGAAACGUCAAGCUAAUUCGCCUCUUCCUAAGCCGCCGGACGUUACGCCGCCGCCGCCGCCGGAUGAUAUGUACGCCAAAGUGUUGAAAAAACGCAAGUACGAUUCCGAAUGGGGUAGUACCAAAGAUUGCAUGUUCAGCGCGGAUCACGAAUCGUCUACAAGCGGUUUCCAUUCCGCAGCAGCGUCGAAUGUGGAUUCGAUUCAUUUAAAAGAUAACAUGGAAAAUUGUGAUACGCGUAAAGAAUCGGAUCCGUACCAAGGAACUGACGAGAUCGAUGGUAUUGGAACAAACGGUUGUUACGAAACGUUACCCGAUAGAAAUUAUGAAAUGUUGAACGAUUCGGGUCAGUGCCCCGGAUACGAAACGGUCACGGAGCAGAAUUCGGGAGGUUACGAAUCGUUACCCGAACCACCGGAUAGCUUGACUCCGGGUUACGAAAGAAUACGGGACUCGUCGUCGAACCCCGGCUAUGAGAAACUGAAAUACGAAACGCUCGACGAAGAAUACGUUUCGGAACCGAAUUACGAAGAGUUGAAGCCGCGUAAAGAAUCUAACCAAAGUUUUCACUGCUACGCGACCAUCGAUAAAAAGAAAACGCUCAGCUCGGGUAAUAUUCCGGAACCGGAUUACGCUAGUUUAACUAGAAGACACCGCGACGACGAUAAUUGGAACAAUUCGGAUCCUUUUUACGAAAGAAUUCGUAAGCGGUCCGGCUGCGACGACGACGAGGAUGCCGACGAGGGAGGCGAUUACGACGUAGCCAAAUACAACGACAGAAAUAAUAAUCAUUCCGAUUCGAUACCGCCGCCAAAAAGCGAACGUUUGACGAGGAAUCAUUCUGUAUCGGAGAAUGAUCUCAGCGAUUUGUACUCAAAAGUGAACAAAACUAAAAGAUAGUAUAGGGCCAAGUUCCCCAUAAGGGUGUAUUUUACCGAUAAAGUUUAAUUAAUCUCGUUAAGAAAUCAACUAAAAAACAAGCCAAAUGUGCUUCCAGUUAAACGAAAUAUUUUUUUCAAUAUUUUACUUCGUACCUCGUACCAUUUUUCAUAUAUUAUUAUAUAGAUACCUACCUAUAUAGAUAUGUUUUUUUUAAUUUUUUUUUUUUUACUCGUUUGUCAAUUUUCUAAACGUAAUCGAUUCGAGUGAAUAUCGUUACCCUAGUAGUUGGGUGAUGGAAGAUAGAGGAAAAUUCACUCUUACUGAUCUCUAGCAUUGUUUAAUUCGUCGCCAACGUGUAUCCCACGAAUUUUCUCACGUAUACCUAUUGAAAAAUAACGAGUGUUAUUACACGUACCGUGUUGAAGUUGAAUACAUUAUGUUCAUUUUCGUAUCAAGUCGCGCGAGGUGCUAAUAAUUUUGUAACGGUUUACGGUUUAUGACUCGGAAACAUCGACCGUUUUCAAUUUGGAAUUAUCAGUGUAUUGUCUUUUUUUUCUUCUUAAAUAUGUAUCUACCUGUAAGUAUGUUAUUUUAUUUUACUAAUUUGUUUUAAUUAUUUUUUCCCACUUUUUUGUAAUGUUUUUUAAAAGAAAAGCGUGAAUUUGUUUUGUGUAACCUAAUUUUUUAUUCCAGCUUCUCGAGAAUUUGUAAAUAAAUGGAUUAUUAUUUUUUUUA